GAUAGCUUAAAGUAUGCCUUUCUGACUAAGACAUGCUUCCUUGCUUCCCUGAGUAGGAACGGACUCCUUUAUUCCUUGGGCCCGCGGUCUGCUCCCAACACCUUGCAGAUCGUCAAGUCCCACAUAUCCUGCACGCCCCCCGUGGUGUGGGGACUUCGUAGGAGGUUCGGGCUCCGGCCCAAAAAAAAAAUACCCGUUGCCCAUACAACGUAAAUUCCGCCACCCACCUUGAGACAUGAGUACAGUACAAAAUAGGGAUAAUCGAUAUUACAAAAACAUCAAUGUUGAUAUCGAUGUUAACAUAUAUCCGAUAACCGUUAAAAAUACGAGUAUAUUCAGUUGAAUUCGUGUUCAUCUUGCAAACGACUUUAAUGCUUUGUCUUCGAUACCGACCGUCGUAAUGAGAUAUCGUAACGGAUUGUCCUAAAAAUCUGAAAUCUUUGCUUCCCAAUCAGGAUUCUGUUUCCCAAUCAGGGACGUGCAAACGACAUUACUUUUUUUUAUGGGGUAUAUUUAAAAAGUAAAUGCCUCUAGUGCAGUUUUACAUUUACAGGCAAACAAACAGUUCGAACACAAGCGUAAUUAAAAAUCCAAGGUCAAGUCCGAGGCUACUUACUAAUGCAUCGGUUUUUUCAUUGUGCCUUUUACUUUAAUUACAUGCACGAUCGAUUUGUCUCUAAAAUCUUAAGUAUUUAAACUGAAACAUUCCAGCCUAAUUUGUAUUCGAAGAAGAAGAACACGCGAUGAAACAUCUAACGACGAUCGCUCUUGUAAUUAUUGUGUUAGUUGUGUGCGUGUCCGCCAUGCCGGACGAUGGUGGUAAAGGCGGCAAUACUAAAGGUGGAGUCACAGCGGCUGGUAAAGGUGGAGGGGGCGGUGGCAGCAGUAGUAGCAGCUCUAGCAGUAGUGAGAGCGAUGAAAGUGGAGAUGAUGGAGGAAACGGAGGAAAAGGUGGCGGAAAAGGCGGAAAAAAGGGCUGGUGACAAGACUUCUGGAGAUGAUAAACGUAAACAACAAUUAUGCUUAACAACUGAAAUAUUUAGUCCAAAGAUGUAAUAAUAAUGUUAAGUUUUAUUUUGUUAAAUUCAAGAUCUUAAAUAUAUAAUAACAGUAAAAUAAACAGCUGUUAGAGUUA
Bombyx mori (domestic silkworm) is the source of this 1135-nucleotide messenger RNA. RefSeq lists its product as uncharacterized. NCBI's taxonomy places the organism in Eukaryota, Metazoa, Arthropoda, Insecta, Lepidoptera, Bombycidae. The record is from RefSeq and is a predicted model, not a curated record. Bases 744 to 983 code for a protein of 79 amino acids. The transcript is spliced from 2 exons.